AUGGACGCCAGAGCUCUGUGCAUCAGACUGUAUGCAGUUUCUCUUCAUAUUGUUCCAAACAGAUUGCAGUUCUUUGAAUAUGAAUCCAUAACAUUUCACUGUGAAGGAGUCGAUUAUUGUGAAGUUCUGCAUAAAUUUAAAGGGAAAAUAAAUGCAUGUAACAAAACUAACACGAGGACACCAACAGGAUCAUUCUGCAAAAUGAGAACUCUUUAUACAGACGACAGUGGAGAGUACUGGUAUGAGACUGAAGGCGGAAUAAGAAGCAACAGUAUCAACAUUUGUGUCACUAAUGGUUCUGUUAUCCUGGAGAGUCCUGCUGUUUCUGUGUUAAUGGAACAAACUGUGACUCUGAGCUGCAGGAACAAAACUGCUUCCUCCAACUUUACAGCUGAUUUCUACAAAGAUGGAGGUCACAUCCAUAGAAGCUCCACAGGAAGCAUGACCAUCCACAGAGUUUCAGAAUCAAACGAGGGACUUUACAAGUGUAACAUCUCAGGAGUUGGAGAAUCACCAGAGAGCUGGCUAAAAGUCUCAGACUCCCAAAUUGUGAAUUCAACUACUAAUCCAGACAGUCACAUAGAGACGAGCCACGCUUCCUCUUCUGCCACACCUUGGAUCACUGCUACGAUUUUAUUUCUUUUUCUCUUGAUUGUGACCAUGGGACUGUAUCACUUUAGCAAAGAGGCCAGUAGAGUGAACACAGGUAGAGCAACAUGUGCUGCUGUGAGAAAAAACAGGAAGAAGAAAGAUGGACUGUCCAAUAGACCUAUUUACAGCUUAGCCCAGGGUGAAACUCAACCACAAAAUGAAGGUGAACUGUCUUCUAGAACCUUUUAUUACAGUUUAGCCCAGGGUGACACUCAGCCACAAGGAGAAUCAGAACCCACCACAAAAAUCCUCUCACCAGGUAUAAACCAGCCCAUAGCAGAGGAUCCCUUUUAUUCUCCAAUCCAGACGGACCUCUACCAAAACAUCCUGAAGGAGAAUGUCUGGUCAUCUGUUCGUGACCUCCAGCAAAGCAGACUUGCGUUUUACAGCCGGACAAUGAUCCAAAACACACUAGCAAGUCCAAAUGAAGAUUUUGGAGUGGCCCAGUCAAAGUCCUGA
Neolamprologus brichardi is the source of this 1110-nucleotide messenger RNA. Lineage: Eukaryota; Metazoa; Chordata; Actinopteri; Cichliformes; Cichlidae. The record is from RefSeq and is a predicted model, not a curated record.